AUGACGUACCUGAGAAUGGAUAAUUUCAAGAUUCAUACAGUCAUCCACAGCGACUAUCUUGUGUUUGACAAAUCCGGCAAACUACCAUUCAGCAUAUCCUUCGGCUUGUGUCGACCUUUGAAUGGCGAUACUGAUUCUCGAAACGUGGGCUUGAAGACGACAAGAUCCAUUCUUGACAUCCCGUAUGCGCUCUCCAAUGGGCUACUUUUAUUACAAGAGGAUGAUACCGACGUUGAUGUUGGACAAUUAAAGCCCACGGACCCCGACAGUCUCGACAGACUAUUUCUGUCUCUCAGCUCGCCAGUUGGCAAAGAUGAUAAUAUCAAAGAAGACUGGUCUGUGUAUCACUACCCCAUUCUCCCUGAUAGCGAUCUAGCGGUGUUACUCAAGCCCGGAAAGAAGUACACAAUCAGGCCCAAAGUUGGAGAUUUGGGAGAAUACGUCUUCAUUAACGAGAAUGGUCAACAUUCCGAGCCAAACGAGGCAGAGAAGCUGUGUAGCACCAGAGCAAAUGGCACGGCACUAUUCGAUGUGGUGGAAUCUCUCCCCUGGCCUCCCAAGAUAGAGACAACGAUGAAAAGAUGCAACGACACGCAAGAUGAUGCACUGCGUUUUGAGAUUACGGUUACGAAUAAGGGUACCGAAGCUAUCUGUGUCCAAACCCGCGAUCGCCAAAGGUUUCUCAUCCCAUCAGGGCCAAUUGAACCAGAACCUGGAUGCCCUCCUCUGGAUCCCCGUCCCCGCAUCAUCGACACCGAAAGACCCAACCCUAGAGUAUCUAUCCAGAUCUUUGAUGUUACCACAGGCGAAAUCGUGCGAAGAGCAACCCAACCGGGUGUCUGCGGUCUAUAUGGACAACAUGACCCGCGUCCGAGAUUGGAAACUAUGACUACUUUGAGGCCCGGAGAGCCUAUCAUCAGGCACGUGGACGUUGGUGACCUAGUAUCCAAGCUUCCAGAUGGGAAAUUCGGUCUGAGGAUGGAACCGCGGGGUAUGUGGUGGUGUGUUGGUGACUGCGAAGAGUUCGCAACAGCAGGAGAGGAUCGAGUGCCUGGUCAUCUGUACAAUCCCAAGAUUCCACCAGUGAUGCUGGAGUGCGGGGAUGUUGUCGAGAUAGACGUCAAGGAUGGAGCCGCAAAGUAA
Messenger RNA from Fusarium graminearum PH-1, 1143 nucleotides. RefSeq lists its product as uncharacterized. The coding region runs from base 1 to 1143 and encodes 380 amino acids. The transcript has 2 exons. NCBI's taxonomy places the organism in Eukaryota, Fungi, Ascomycota, Sordariomycetes, Hypocreales, Nectriaceae. The record is from RefSeq and is a predicted model, not a curated record.